Molecule: messenger RNA, 564 nt
Organism: Necator americanus (New World hookworm)
Lineage: Eukaryota; Metazoa; Nematoda; Chromadorea; Rhabditida; Ancylostomatidae
Exons: 4
Coding region: 1-564 (187 amino acids)
Source: RefSeq, a predicted model, not a curated record
AUGGCUUCACUCAACCAUAUUCCUGCCAAUAAGACCAGAACACUGGAUUCAUUCACACUUGAAAAUUUUUCGAGAAGCAGAAGACGAUUCGAGAAUAUUUGUGUUCAAAAACACAGGACUGUUUUUAAAUUAGUGGAGGUGGUGAUUUGUGCAGCGACAGUCGCUUUAGUUGCAAAUGCCCGUCCUGUAUGGAGUGAAAAAGAUGUAAUUAUUGGAGUAUGUACAGCGGCUCUAUUUGGGUCAUUCGCAUUUCUUAUUAUUUACAUCUUUGCACUCGAUGAACUCAUCCCUUCAACAUCAUGGUUCAUAGUGGAGACAACAUGGUGUACUAUGGUUGCAAUCGGUCUAUUCUCAUGUACACUAGUUUUACUACUUGUCACUACUUCGUACUGGGCAGAAGUGAAUCCUAUUUGGCAUGCAAUGUCAGCAUUUGCUGCGGGUUCAGCAUUCAUAUGUUCGUUACUUCACGCUAUUGAUGUUUCUCUCCUUGUCAUCAACUGGAGGCGAUAUUCAUGGAAUCCUAGCGGAGAGGAAUAUCUGCGGAAUCGUGGAAUACCACUUUAA